AUGACCCGGCUCAACAGCUCUUGCGGCGGUCGAUCCCCUCCUCCUUCUCAGUGGGAAGCAAGAUGUCACCCCCUGGAGCCGGAGGUCUCCAAGAACAUCCACACCUAUUUCCUCAACGGCUGGAAAUUUCGCAGCGAGAAGGCCCGCUUGAUGUUUCCCCUUCAAGGGCUAGCCACGUGGCACUGUUAUGCCUUUCCUAAAGCAAAGGAUGACCGGAUCGAAGCUGGUGCUAAGCUUUCUGUUAUUCUCUUCCUUGUUGAUGAUGACCUAGAGCACAAGUCACUAGAGGAGGGAUCGGCCCUGGUGGAGAGAAUCAUCUCCAUAGUGAAAGGCGACAUCGAGCCAGAUCCUGCCGUCCCAGCUGAGUGGAUGAUGCGCGAAGUUUGGGAUAAUCUAAGCUUAAUCGACGCCAAGCUCACAGAUGAGAUGAAGGAGCCAGCGUAUCUCUUUUGGCGCUCUCAGGUUGCCGCUGAACGGCUGAAGCCCAAAACACUCAAGUCAUACCUUCACUACAGAGAGGCUGAUAUUGCCUCGGCGCUCCUGUGUGGUAUUCAGCGCUUUUCCAUGGAACAUCACAUCGCAGUUGAUGAGCUCACUCAUCUAUCCGCAAUCGAGAAGAACUACAGUGACUAUAUCACUGUUGUCAAUGAUAUCUGCAGCUACGACAAAGAAGCACGGACGGCGCAGACCGGAGAGGCAGAGGGCGCAGCAAUCUGCUCUUCCGUCCAAGUCCUGGCUGACGAGACUGGCUUGCUGCCCGAUAUGGCGAAGCAGGUGCUCUGGGCCAUGUGCCGCGAAUGGGAGAGGAAUCAUGAGCGGCUUGUUGGCGAGAGAAAGGGGAGAAAUGAUCUUCCGUCGGCGAUUGUUGAGUACUUGGAGGGGUUGAAAUUGCAAAUCAGUGGCACGGAGGCGUGGAGUUUGACAUGCUUCCGAUAUAAUCACUUGGUUGUCUGA
Molecule: messenger RNA, 954 nt
Organism: Scedosporium apiospermum
Lineage: Eukaryota; Fungi; Ascomycota; Sordariomycetes; Microascales; Microascaceae
Product: Aristolochene synthase
Exons: 3
Coding region: 1-954 (317 amino acids)
Source: RefSeq, a predicted model, not a curated record